This is a messenger RNA of Cydia fagiglandana, 3820 nucleotides long. Its product is annotated as cytoplasmic dynein 2 intermediate chain 1. Bases 188 to 3535 code for a protein of 1115 amino acids. NCBI's taxonomy places the organism in Eukaryota, Metazoa, Arthropoda, Insecta, Lepidoptera, Tortricidae. The transcript is spliced from 12 exons. Gene Ontology annotation, biological process: intraciliary transport. Gene Ontology annotation, molecular function: dynein light chain binding; dynein heavy chain binding. The record is from RefSeq and is a predicted model, not a curated record. Gene Ontology annotation, cellular component: cytoplasmic dynein complex.
AAUGUGUUCGUUUUGUACGAUUGUCAUAAAAUCGUGGAGAAAUAGCGCAAAAAAUAUUUAAAAUUAAUUAUAAUAACGUGAUAAACUAAACUGUUGCGAAUAGUUUUUAAUUUUAGAGUUUUUUGUAGUGACACAUUUUUUACUGUUGACCCAUAUUGUGAAAUGAUGUCAAGGUAUUUCUGAAAACAUGCAACCUGCCAAAAAACCGAUUAAAAAAACUACAAGCAAAGACAAACUGCAAGAAGAAAAAUUAAAGACACAAGACGAAAAACUAAAGAAAACCACUUACAAUGUUUCGACUCCACGGAACUUCGUACAAAAGACCUCUACCGCUGAUAUUUAUAAGACUCCUAAAAAAAUUGCAGGGUCUUCAAAAGACUAUAAAAAAUCACUAAUGAAAGACUAUUUAAAAUCCUCACCAUCGUCUAUAAGUCAAAUUAGUAGUUCAAGCAAAAUUAGUACUAGAACUAGUAAUAGUACAAGUAAAGUUAGUAGUAGACCUAGAAUCAAUGAAGCAAGUAAUAGUACUAGCAAAGCUAAAACAAGUAAUAGUACUAUUAGUACUAGCAAUGUAAGAGCUAGAACGGCUAAGGAUCUACCAUUUGUGAAUGUUACUGUUAAUUCUCCUAUAGCUAAGAGGAAAUUAGAUUUAAAUAUAGAUAACGAUAAACCUAUAGAUAAAAAUAAGUCUAAAGGUGAUAAUACAAAAGUAAAAGUUGAUAAAGAUGUUAAAGAUAUUAAAACAAAUGGAAAAGAUAACGGAGAAAGAAUUAGAACAAAAACGAGGACUUUAGAUGAAGAUGAAGUGAAAGAAUUGACACCUGAUAGAAUAGAUAAUAAUGAAGAAAUGAUAAAUUUGAAGCAGAAGUUGGUGGCGAGACCGAAAGCGUUUUAUGUGGGGCUCGACGAAGAUAGGGAUAAGGCUCCAAUCAAAAGCGACGAAGAAGUAAGUUACGAGGAUGACUUCGAAAGCUAUGAAUCUGACUUCGACUCUUACCACAGCGAGAAUAGCCAAGAAAGUUCUGAACAUAAGACUGAAGGUGGGAGAGAGAUAGAGGUCGAUGGAGACGAGACUGAAGGUGGGAGAGAGACGGAGGUUGGAGAGGACGCGGGAGAGAGAGAAAAGGAAAAGGAUGAGGAGAAUAUGCUGGAUUCAGGGAGCUUCGACCUUCGCGAGCAGCGCUCAGCCAAAUCCAAGCCGGCAGCCAUGGAAUUCAUCCCGGAGACAGAAGAAGACAAGGCCAGUUCUCUGGACGAGGGUUUCCAGGACAGCUCCAGUGCUGUGUCCAGCAUGAGGACGGUGGAGGUGCUGGAGAGACCCCUAUUCAUAGAUUUCAACAAAUCAAAAGAGAAGAAACGCAAGAAACGCAUAGUCGAAAACAUGUUGCGUCGAGCAAAAGACAUAUUGAGCAUGGUAACACUGCACGAAAUGUCAUUCACGCUCUUCGAAAUGAAGCCUAUAUCCUACGACUUGUAUAUGGCAACAUUCGGCCGAACGAAUUAUACGCAAAGUACAGUUCAAACUUUUGAUGAUGGUAUCACUGAGGAGAUUCAAACUGAUGAUAUUGAUAUGGAGAAUAAAUGGACACAGCAUCCUGUAAAAUUUUCUAAAGCAGAUGUGUACUUAAAUGAUCACAAUUUGAAGAAAAAUAAAAGGAAUAGCGAUGAUUAUACGUCGAAAUUUAAGUUUUUAUUCGAAGAUCGUGGGACCAACGAUGUAGAUGCUUUCAAAGAAUACAAAGAGAAUGAAUUAAGGAUUUUACUUGAGCAAAAAAGUGGGGUUGGUAGUUGUGAUAUGUUGCCAUAUGAAAUAUAUAAAAGUAAAUUAAAUGAUGAUUUUAAUACGAACGCAUUGGGAAGGUUUUUGAAGAAGGUCGAAAGGAAAGUCAGCCAUGUUUUAAAUUUAAAUGGCACCGUAUCUGACAAUGUAACAAAAUCAAACUUACCGUUUAGCUCUGGAUAUGUCGGUAUAACAACAAAGAAAGUCUCUGAAGAGAAGUCUUUUCUAAAACAAGCAAAAAUUACAAGUUUAAUAUUUUCUGAGGAUAAAAGCAAUUCAAUUUUGACGGUGCAUAAGAAAGUUACUAAUGGAGUUUUGGCGGGGAAAAGUCUAGUUUGUCUAUGGGACGCUGGUGUUGCCAGGAGUGAGCCGAUAAAAAUUUUGGUUGCCAUAGAUGAUGUGGUUUUGGGAAGAUUUAGAGGAAAUACUGAUGGAUUACUAGUGGCCGCUUUAGAAGAUAGUUCCUUGCAUCUUUGGGACUUGUCUGAACAACCGACAUGGCGGGACGAUGUUGCCAGCUCAACAAAAGAUGAAAUAGUCCAAAUAAAUACGGAAUUAUUGACCGCAGCGGAAAUUGAUCGAGAAUUUAAUAAGAAGAAUAUCAAUGUUAAUGAACAGCGCCCACAGAUACAUCACGCGUUACAAGCGUGCGCGUACACGAGCAGUGCUGCCAACUUGGGGAACGAAGAGGUCAUUGACCGCACGGUGGGCUUGGAGUUCCUCAGAGCGACGCAAGCGCAAGACAACGGGAGGAGAGUUGUAGGACAGGUCUGUUCAUUACAACGACUGGGAAUCCUAAUAAUAUGGACGAUAAUUCAAGAAAAAUCCAAAACUCACGACUUAGGCAAAGCUUUCUGGUCCAAAAUGAAACUAGAAAAAACUCAAACCAUAUCUAUAGCCAAACUUCUAAGCACUAAAGACAUAAGCGAUAAUGCUUUCAAUUUAAAUGCCGGCAAAAAGAGGUUAUUAAAAAGAAAACAAGACAAAAUACUGGCCAGAAAUUUUACGCGCCAAAAAUCGGCAGAGAGUGACAUUGACAGACCGCGCAGUGUUGCCAGUGCAAGAAAAUUGCCAGUCGAAAAUAAAUUACCCCACGAUUGGGAGAGUGGGAUUGUGUGUGGCGAUUUGAAAAUAGUGCAGUACAAUAAUAGUGAUAGGUUUUUGGUGGCCAAGAAUAAUGGUGAGGUUUUGAGUUGUACGAAGAGUUUGGGCGCUGUGAAGAUUGAGAGGCUGUGUGUUUCUACGGACACCUCUUCCAUAACUUGUCUGGAGGUUUCACCCCAUGGACCCUAUUUCCUCGCUGCAUCAGACGCUGGAACCAUCAGUCUAUACUCUCUGGUGGAGGCCAGAGUGCUGCUUACUCUUGACUGCCGCAACAGCUCCCCGCAAGAAUUAUCGGGCCCUCAAGCGGACUUCAAGGGAAGGUUCGUCGAUAAACCACAAAGUCACAGACAUAGCGCCGGUGACAUCAAUUUAACUAGCAGGCUAUCCGUGACGUCAGUCCUCUGGUCUCGCAUCAAUCCGUUCUGUAUCUUCUUCGUCUCACAAGAAGGGCUUUCCUGCUGGGAGCUCACUCACAGCGAUAUAUACCCUAAACACACUGGAGUAAAGUCCACAAUCACCUGCAUGUCCAGCGAUGGAACAUUAGCACUGGUGACCAACGAGGGUGACGUACAAGUACAUCGGCUGUCCAACACCAAAGACAAAGCUAUAGACUAUUCGAAUCUAUUCCACAAAUACAUAGCACUCUUAUAGACCAUAGACCAUCAGUCAUAUGUAAUUUUAUUUCGAAGCACGAAUUUGUCUAUAUGUAUAGAUAUCUUGAUCAUUUAAUUAAAACUAAGCCUGUUUCAAUGAAACAUUUAAUAAAUAAGAUCAUAAAAAUUAUAAAGAAUGUUCACGCAAAACUUUUUGAAAUUUUUUUUACACACAGUCAUGUUUUAAUUAUAUGAUUGUUAAGAAUCUGUUUUUUUUUAUCUAAGAUGAUUGUAAUAUUUGUAAUAUUAUAUUGUCUAUCUUAGAUUACAGCAAUGAGAUUGU